Molecule: messenger RNA, 759 nt
Organism: Blepharisma stoltei
Lineage: Eukaryota; Ciliophora; Heterotrichea; Heterotrichida; Blepharismidae
Source: the annotation of a GenBank genome assembly
AUGGAUGGAUUAAUUAAUUUUGCUCCACCUGCGGCAGGAAAAAGAAAAGAGUUUUCUUAUAGUCCUGUAAGAUUAAGGACCAAAAUAUUACUAAAAGUUGAAAAUUCGGGCAAAGACCACACACAAAUAGUAAAUACUCAAAUGCAAAAUGAUGGGAUAUUAGAUAAAUUUAAAAAGGUAUUAGGAGAUAUUGAAAGUAAAGGCGCUUAUAAGUCAUAUGAAGAGCGAGCACUACACUGGAUAAAAAACACAAAUUCAAGCACUCCUCCAAACAAAAUUUCGAUUCAGAAUAAAUUAAUGCACACUAUAAGAUUGGAUACUUUUGAUCAAGAAAGCGGUUUAUAUACAAAAAAGAAAGAAGAGCAAUGGUUCAUGAAAGCUCAUGAACUAUACAAAAAUCGUACACUUUCGAAUGUAAAAGGAAGUAAAAAGCAGUCCAAAGAUCCUUAUAAUCUCAGCCAAAAAUUAAUAAAAGCUUCUCCAUGUAAAUUGAUCCCAAAAAUCCAAAACACAACCUUAAGAGGAGUGAACAUAAUGAACUCAACAAUAAAAAACAAUUGAAAACUAUGCCAAGAAUAUGCCAGUAGAACUCCACGACCUAUUAUCAGGUCAAAAACUCUUCCUAAAGAAAAAUCAUUAAACAAGGAAUCUCCUAGAGUAUUCAAUAAAACAAAUGAAAAAAAAAUACACAAAAAAACUUCAAAGAAAAGUUUGAGGUCUAUUUCUAAUGAUUUAUCUGGCUGGAAAGAUGAGCUAUAA